This is a messenger RNA of Helianthus annuus (common sunflower), 927 nucleotides long. RefSeq lists its product as uncharacterized. Bases 1 to 927 code for a protein of 308 amino acids. The transcript has 2 exons. The record is from RefSeq and is a predicted model, not a curated record. Lineage: Eukaryota; Viridiplantae; Streptophyta; Magnoliopsida; Asterales; Asteraceae.
AUGGGGGUGGUGGUUCAAAAUGGAACCCGAAACUUAUGGGUUAGAGUUAUCUCAGCCAUUCAUCUUGGGUUAUCUAACUGGGAUUUCCUUCCGGUUAAAAAUUCUGUUGGCGGAGUGUGGAGAUCGAUCGUUUCAGUGAUUAAUAAACUUGUUGCUCCGAAUAUUUUAAUCCGUUCUUGUUUCAAAGGCAUUGUCGGUAACGGGGAAGGUGUCUGCUUCUGGUUGGACCCUUGGUUGUUGGACGAACCUUUAAAGUUUCGGUUUCCGAGUCUGUUCAGGUUAGAAAUGGUUAAAGGUUGUUCUGUCAAAGACCGCGUGGGUAGCGAUGGAAUCUGGCUAUGGCGUCACGAACCGAAUGAAGAUGAUGAAGCUUCUGAAUUGACUGGGCUUAUGGAUUUAAUUUGGAAUUUCCCGCUUUCGGACAGAAGGGAUGCUUGGCGCUGGCUUGGCUGUAAUUCCGGAGUUUUCAGCGUUAGCUCCGUCAAGUCCAUCAUUCUAAACUCUUUCGAUUUCAGCUCUAGGUUUGUUAUGAAAUGGUGUUCUUGGGUUCCGAUUAAAUGUAACCUCUUUGCUUGGAAAGCUGAAAUGGGUAGAAUUCCUACGACCGAGGCAUUGAAAAAAAGAGGUGUGAUUAUUGAAGAUGAAGUUUGCCCUUUAUGUAGCUCCGAAGAAGAAACCGUGGAUCACCUGUUUACUUCGUGCCUCGUUACUUCGGUUCUUUGGCAAAAGGUCUGUACAUGGAGCCGUGUUCCGCUUUUCUUCGCAUUUUCUUUUCGAGAUCUCCUGGAGUUGUAUGAUCACUGUGGUAAAAAGAAUGAGGAAAAAGAGUUUUUUCAUGUUUCUGAUAGGAAACUAAUAAUCACACAUAGUAAAACCUUAUUCUCAAAUGGUGUAUACGGGCCGUAUAAAGUUAUACGACCCGUAUAG